Molecule: messenger RNA, 998 nt
Organism: Anolis carolinensis (green anole)
Lineage: Eukaryota; Metazoa; Chordata; Lepidosauria; Squamata; Anolidae
Gene: prkrip1
Product: PRKR interacting protein 1
Exons: 6
Coding region: 52-624 (190 amino acids)
Biological process (GO): negative regulation of protein kinase activity
Cellular component (GO): nucleolus
Molecular function (GO): protein kinase binding; double-stranded RNA binding; protein kinase inhibitor activity
Source: RefSeq, a predicted model, not a curated record
UUCCCGAAACCCCGCCUCCCAGCGUGACGACGCCGGCCGGAAGAAGACAGCAUGGCGGCGGCGGCGGCUGAGGCGACGGCUCGGCCGUCCCGGGCCCGGAAGAAGGACCCGCAGCAGGCCCUGGUCAUCCCCCGCAGCGCCGCCGAGGAGCAGCGCCUCAAGCUGGAGCGCCUCAUGAGGAACCCGGAUAAGACGGUCCCGAUUCCCGAAAAGCUCAACGAGUGGUCACCCCGUCCGCCCCCGGAGUUCGUGAGAGACGUGAUGGGGUCGAGUGCUGGUGCCGGCAGCGGAGAGUUCCACGUGUACCGGCACCUUCGGCGGAGGGAGUACCAGAGGCAAGACUUCAUGGACGCCAUGGCCGAGAAGCAAAAACUGGACGAGGAGUACCAGAAGAAGCUGGAGAAGAACAAGGUGGCGGCAGAAGAACAGACGGCCAAGCGGAGGAGGAAGCGCCAGAAACUGAAGGAGAAGAAAAUGAUGGCCAAAAAGAGCAAGCUCGAGCAAAAGAGCGAGCGGGCAGCGGACGAUUCCCCGAAGCAUCAGCCGAGCAGCGAGGAAGAGGAAGAGGAAGCUUCCGAAGAGGAAGAGGAAAAGCAGCCCGGUUUCGUGGUGACGAAGCGGUGACGGGACUUGGAACCGUGGUUUCACUUCCGCCGCUCUUGAGAAAUCGGGGACGUGAUUUGAACUCGGGUGCGGACGCCGGUCAGAGCUUUAUUCCACCGCUUGCAGGACUUUGCGGCAAAAAAAAGAGGGAAAUUUCGUGCCCCAAAAUCUCUCAGUGCUUCUGAGUCUGAAACGUAACGCUUCUGUGUCUUCCUCGUGGCCCCGCAAUCCCCCCGCCCUUGAGGCGCCGAGAACACGGACUUCUGUUUUGGGCAAGAAAAGCCCCGACGUCCUUGCGAGGUCUGUUUCCACUAGAUAUGUUCCACCAGCAUUGUGCAAAAACCUCUCUCUUCAUUUCCGAGACGAUUAAUUAAAAAAAUACGAGCACACAAAAA